GCUGCGGGGUUGGGUUGGGCUGCGCUGCUCACUGCGAGCGCUGCUCUCUCGCUUUCUCUCUCUCUCUCCCUCUCUCUCCCGCCCGCGCACUCCGGACCGCACCAUCCGGCACCCCCCACGGGGGACGUGGAAUCCCUUCGCAGCGCUGCGCUCGAGCCACACUGACUGACUCCGGCGCUCCGUGCACAGGCAGCACGACUCUGCGUGCCGCUCGCCGGGGCGGGACGCCCUCGGAUCGUACCGCGGAUCGCGACUCGGGGCUGUGGCGCGCGUGUGCGUGCCCGGAGCAUGUCCACGUCGGAGAGCGUGCGGGAUCCACCUGAAAGAGAGAAAAAGAGAGAGAAUUAUAUCCGUCAUCACCUCUGUGGACGCGCACACUGAGCGGCCGUGAAGACGCGCGCACGGAUUACCACAAUCAUGGGGUUCUACGGCACUUUAAAGAUGAUUUUCUACAAAAUGAAGAGAAAGUUGGACCAUGGCCCCGAGGUCCGAUCUUUCCCUUCAGGAAAAAAGCCGUGCAAGGGCUCGGAGUACCCAAGCCCCACAGGUCUGGUCCCAUACCCGACCACACCCACCACAUUUGGCCAUUUGAGGGCAGCCAAUGGGCAGGGACAGCAGCGGCGCCGCAUCCCCUCGAUUCAGCCCCCCACCGGCCUCCAGGAAUGGCUGCGUACUUUUCAGAGCUGGAGCGGGCCCGAGAAGCUGCUGGCGCUGGACGAGCUCAUCGACAGCUGCGAGCCCACGCAGGUCAAGCACAUGAUGCAGGUGAUCGAGCCUCAGUUCCAACGCGACUUCAUCUCGCUGCUGCCCAAAGAGCUGGCCCUCUAUGUGCUGUCAUUUCUGGAACCCAAGGAUCUGCUGCAGGCGGCACAGACCUGCCGCUAUUGGCGCAUCCUGGCAGAGGACAACCUACUCUGGAGGGAAAAGUGCAGGGAGGAAGGUAUUGAUGAGCCCUUGCACAUCAAGAGGAGGAAAGUGACAAAGCCUGGCUUCACGCACAGCCCUUGGAAGAGUGCUUACAUCCGGCAGCACAGGAUAGAUACCAACUGGAGACGAGGAGAUCUUAAAUCACCCAAGGUGCUUAAAGGUCACGACGACCACGUGAUCACAUGUCUCCAGUUCUGCGGAAAUCGCAUCGUGAGCGGUUCGGACGACAACACGCUCAAAGUGUGGUCGGCGGUUACAGGAAAGUGCCUGAGGACGCUGGUGGGUCACACGGGCGGAGUCUGGUCUUCCCAGAUGAGAGACAACGUGGUCAUCAGCGGCUCCACAGACCGCACGCUCAAGGUGUGGAACGCCGAGACGGGCGAGUGCAUCCACACGCUGUACGGCCACACGUCCACGGUGCGCUGCAUGCACCUCCACGAGAAAAGGGUGGUCAGCGGCUCACGGGACGCUACCCUGAGGGUGUGGGACAUCGAGACGGGCCAGUGUUUGCACGUCCUCAUGGGACACGUGGCAGCCGUGCGCUGCGUCCAGUAUGACGGCCGCCGGGUGGUCAGCGGGGCCUACGACUUCAUGGUGAAGGUGUGGGACCCUGAGACGGAGACGUGCCUGCACACUCUUCAGGGACACACCAAUCGGGUGUACUCGUUACAGUUCGACGGUGUGCACGUGGUCAGCGGGUCCCUGGACACGUCAAUCCGUGUGUGGGACGUGGAGACAGGGAACUGCAUUCACACUCUGACUGGGCACCAGUCACUCACCAGCGGCAUGGAACUGCGGGACAACAUCCUGGUCUCCGGCAACGCCGACUCCACCGUCAAGAUCUGGGACAUCAAGACGGGCCAGUGCCUGCAGACACUGCAAGGUCCCCACAAGCACCAGAGCGCCGUCACGUGUCUGCAAUUCAACAAGAACUUUGUGAUAACCAGCUCGGAUGACGGCACAGUCAAGCUGUGGGAUCUGAAGACGGGCGAGUUCAUCCGAAACCUGGUGACGCUGGAGAGCGGCGGCAGCGGCGGCGUGGUGUGGCGCAUCCGGGCCUCCAACACCAAGCUGGUGUGCGCGGUGGGCAGCCGCAACGGCACCGAGGAAACCAAACUGCUGGUGCUGGACUUUGACGUGGACAUGAAGUGAGUGGGGGGUAGGGGGAGGCAGUGGGUUCAACCUGCCGUCCCCACAUCCCUGUGCCACCCACCCCCUCCGACAGCCCCCUGCCCCCAAGGCCAGUCCUCCGCUCCUCCCAGACCCCCGCGGGUCGGUUGGGGGUGGGCUCUGCUGCGUGCCGGUGCUGAGGAGGAGAGACGGGGAGGACGGGGGACUGAUGGAACAGCCAAUCAGUGACCUCCCUCCGCUGUUCUGGCAGUUUCCCUCAGAGACUUGAUUGCUCGAGCCUGACCGUGACCCUUUGCGUGUGUAAACGUGUCGCUUCUCCCGUGCCAACGGCGCCCCCCUCCCCCCUUGACAGACUCUCCGCUGUAAAGAGACGUUCGGCAGGAAAACAGUGUCAUUGUAAGAAAUGGUAAAUAGUGUACAAAGAAUAUUAAAGACGAUACCUUAAAAAAUACCUAA
Messenger RNA from Scleropages formosus (Asian bonytongue), 2514 nucleotides. Its product is annotated as F-box/WD repeat-containing protein 7. Lineage: Eukaryota; Metazoa; Chordata; Actinopteri; Osteoglossiformes; Osteoglossidae. The record is from RefSeq and is a predicted model, not a curated record. Gene Ontology annotation, cellular component: nucleus; cytoplasm. Gene Ontology annotation, molecular function: ubiquitin binding. The transcript has 11 exons. Gene Ontology annotation, biological process: proteasome-mediated ubiquitin-dependent protein catabolic process; ubiquitin recycling. Bases 418 to 2079 code for a protein of 553 amino acids.